Messenger RNA from Cygnus olor (mute swan), 1757 nucleotides. RefSeq names its product zinc finger CCCH-type, RNA binding motif and serine/arginine rich 2 (gene ZRSR2). Gene Ontology annotation, biological process: mRNA splicing, via spliceosome. Gene Ontology annotation, cellular component: U2AF complex; spliceosomal complex. The record is from RefSeq and is a predicted model, not a curated record. Gene Ontology annotation, molecular function: pre-mRNA 3'-splice site binding; metal ion binding. NCBI's taxonomy places the organism in Eukaryota, Metazoa, Chordata, Aves, Anseriformes, Anatidae.
CGUCGGCCUCGCAAGAUGGCGGCGCCCAUGUUGCUGCCCGAGUCCCCCCUGGGGAAGCUGAGCCAUCAAAAAUACAGAGCUAUUCUGAAAAAAGAAAAGCGGAAAAAAAAGCGGCAGGCACUUGCCAAACUGAGAGACUCUGAAGCUACAGAAAAAGAUGAAUCGGUGUCUGAGGAGGAAGAGGAGGAACUGGAAGAAGAGGAAGAAGAAGAAGAGGAAAAAAAGCUCGAGGCAGAAAGACAAAAACUGCAUGAGCAGUGGUUGCUGAGAGAAGAAAAGGCCCAAGAAGAGUUCAAGCUUAAGAAAGAAAAAGAAGAGGCUGCAAGAAAACGUCAAGAAGAAGAAGAGAGAAAGAUCAAAGAAGAAUGGGAAGAGCAGCAAAGAAAAGAGAGAGAAGUCGCGCAGCAGAAGCAACAGGAGAAGAGAGAAAGAGAGGCAGCUGUGCAGAAGAUGCUGGAUCAAGCUGAAAGCCAGCUGGAGAAUGGUGUGUCCUGGCAUAACCCAGAGCCCCCAGAGAACAUAGGAACAGAGAAGGACAGAGCAAAUUGCCCGUUCUAUAUCAAAACAGGUUCCUGCCGAUUCGGAGACAGGUGUUCUCGCAAGCAUAACUACCCAACGUCUAGUAAGACACUGCUUGUCCGAGGGAUGUUCAUUACUUUUGGCAUGGAGCAGUGCCGGCGGGAUGACUACGACACCGAUGCAAGCCUCGAGUACAGUGACGAGGAAACCUACCAGCAGUUCCUGGAGUUCUACGAGGACGUGCUCCCUGAGUUUCAGAAUGUGGGGAAGGUUGUUCAAUUCAAGGUCAGUUGCAACUAUGAGCCUCACCUGCGAGGAAAUGUGUAUGUCCAGUACCAGUCGGAGAAGGACUGCCAGGCAGCUCUUGCUCUAUUCAGUGGCCGAUGGUAUGCAGGCCGGCAGCUUCAUUGUGAAUUUUGUCCUGUGACAAGAUGGAAGACUGCCAUUUGUGGCUUAUUUGAAAGGCAGAAGUGUCCAAGAGGGAAACACUGCAACUUCCUUCAUGUAUUCAAAAAUCCGAACAAUGAGUUCUGGGAGGCCAAUAGAGACAUACGUAUUUCUCCUGAACGGACUAAUCAGUUGUCUAAAAACUCUGAGAGGAGAAACAGAUCAAGCCAUCGUGAUGACUAUUACAGCCGGUCAAGGCGAAGGGGCAGCCCAAGCUCAGAUCAUUCUUACCGCAGAAACGGAGAAUCAGAGAGAAAAAAGAAUCGCCGCAAAAACAAGAGGAGGCGCCGGUCUGGCAGGUCAAGGAGUCGAGAAAGGAGGAGGUCUCGCAGCAGAGGGAGGAAGAGGAGAGGACGCAGCCGCAGCAGAAGUUACAGUCGAACACGUAGUCGGAGCAGAAGUCGGAGCUCUUCUCGAUCCAGGAGCAGGGGUAAAAAGAGAUCAAGCAGCAGAGGAAAAAAUAGUGAAACUCCCAAAACAAAGUGAGAGUUAAUCUUAGAAGUUGCUAAUUGAUCAAAUGUUGAUCAAAUGUAGAGCUGACAAAAAUCUUUCCAGUAGGGCACCAGAUACGUUUGAGUUUCAAAUAAAGUGUUCUUGCACAUUAAAAUGUUUCUUCCUAAUAAAGGAACCUAGUUUACUGUGUGCUAAGCUUCAGAAAAUUAAAAGUUUAAGUCCUAUAUAAGGUGUAAAUGUCAAGUACUCUAGCUACUCUGUCCCUCUGAACUACUGCAACAUCUGGAUGCAUACUGAAUACAAAAUAGGAAAAGAAGUAAAGCUUUUUUGGUAUAUGC